AUGGCUCCGGCGAGGAAGGCCAGCCGUCGGGUGACCAAAACCAACUUGUUACGGAGCCGGAAGCUCGCCUCCUUUCUUAAGGACUUCGACCGUGAAGUGCAAAUACGAUCCAAGCAGAUUCUGUCUGACGGGCUGAACAUCCUCAAGGAGAUGGAUAACUUGUACAACAUCGAGAUCCUGCGGCUCCCCAAGGCGCUGCGCGAGAUGAACUGCCUCGACUACUUCGCCCUUGGAGGAAACAAGCAGGCCCUGGAGGAGGCAGCGACGGCUGACCUGGAUAUCACAGAAAUAAACAAGCUAACAGCAAAAGCUAUGCAGACACCCCUGAAAUCUACCAGAACACGAAAGGUAAUGAAUGAAAUGAAAGUGCAAGAAGAAGAAGAUGAAGAAGAAGAAGAAAAUAAAAAUAAGAAACUUAAAACUUCCAAAGUCAAAAGGUGCCCUCCAUCCAGGAAAAGAAUGCAGUCCAUACAAGGAAAAGGCAAAAGCAAAAGGUCAAGCAGUUUUAACACUGUUACCCCAGCUGUGGGCCGAAUGGAGUUGUCCCUGGUGAAACCUACUCCAGGCAUGACGCCCAGAUUUGAUUCAAGGGUCUUCAAGACCCCAGGCCUUCGAACUCCAGCAGCCAGAGAGCGGAUCUACAAUGUCUCAGUGAACGGCAGCCCUCUGGCCGACAGCAAAGAGGUUUUCCUCACGGUGCCCGUGGGAGGCGGAGAGAGCAUGCGGUUAUUGGCCAGUGACUUGAGGAGGGUCGAUAUUGCACAGCUGGAUCCAGAGGCCUUGGGGAACAUUAAGCAGCUGUCCAGCCGUCUUGCCCAAAUCUGCAGCAGCAUACGGAUUCACAAAUGA
This is a messenger RNA of Pipistrellus nathusii (Nathusius's pipistrelle), 849 nucleotides long. The record is from the annotation of a GenBank genome assembly. NCBI's taxonomy places the organism in Eukaryota, Metazoa, Chordata, Mammalia, Chiroptera, Vespertilionidae.